Molecule: messenger RNA, 1403 nt
Organism: Sciurus carolinensis (gray squirrel)
Lineage: Eukaryota; Metazoa; Chordata; Mammalia; Rodentia; Sciuridae
Product: glycine receptor subunit alpha-2-like
Exons: 10
Coding region: 114-1403 (429 amino acids)
Biological process (GO): chemical synaptic transmission; signal transduction; nervous system process
Cellular component (GO): plasma membrane; neuron projection; synapse
Molecular function (GO): glycine binding; transmembrane signaling receptor activity; transmitter-gated monoatomic ion channel activity
Source: RefSeq, a predicted model, not a curated record
UGUGACUUAAGAGGAUGCCCAAGGAUUUUGAGCCACUGAAGAAAGUCCAGUGGAAGGGGUUUUCCCUAGUAGAGGGAUAGACAGAUCCUUAGGGAACAGGCGGUCAAAAUAAAAUGAAAACACUCAAGAGCAUCACAGAAACAGGAAUGAACCGGCAGCUAGUGAACAUUUUGACAGCCUUGUUUGCAUUUUUCUUAGAGACCAACCACUUCAGGGCGGCUUUCUGCAAAGACCAUGACUCCAGGUCUGGAAAACAACCUUCGCAGACCCUAUCUCCUUCAGAUUUCUUGGACAAAUUAAUGGGCAGAACAUCAGGAUAUGAUGCAAGAAUCAGGCCAAAUUUUAAAGGUCCUCCAGUAAACGUUACUUGCAAUAUUUUUAUCAACAGUUUUGGAUCAGUCACAGAAACUACCAUGGACUACCGAGUGAAUAUUUUUCUGAGACAACAGUGGAAUGAUUCACGACUGGCAUACAGUGAGUACCCAGAUGAUUCCCUGGAUUUGGACCCAUCUAUGCUAGACUCCAUUUGGAAACCAGAUUUGUUCUUUGCCAAUGAGAAGGGUGCCAAUUUCCAUGAUGUCACCACUGACAACAAAUUGCUACGGAUUUCAAAAAAUGGCAAAGUACUCUACAGUAUCAGACUCACCUUGACCUUAUCAUGUCCCAUGGAUUUGAAGAACUUCCCAAUGGAUGUCCAGACCUGUACAAUGCAGCUGGAGAGUUUUGGGUACACGAUGAAUGACCUGAUAUUUGAGUGGUUAAGUGAUGGCCCAGUGCAAGUUGCUGAAGGAUUGACCCUGCCCCAGUUUAUUUUGAAAGAAGAGAAGGAACUUGGCUACUGCACAAAGCACUACAACACCGGAAAGUUUACCUGUAUCGAGGUCAAGUUUCAUCUAGAACGCCAAAUGGGAUAUUAUUUGAUCCAGAUGUACAUCCCCAGCCUGUUGAUAGUCAUUUUGUCCUGGGUCUCCUUUUGGAUAAACAUGGAUGCAGCCCCUGCCAGGGUUGCACUGGGCAUCACCACAGUCUUAACAAUGACAACCCAGAGUUCAGGUUCCAGGGCUUCUUUGCCAAAGGUCUCCUAUGUAAAAGCAAUUGACAUCUGGAUGGCGGUGUGCCUUCUGUUUGUGUUUGCUGCCUUAUUGGAAUAUGCAGCAGUGAAUUUUGUCUCUAGACAACACAAGGAGUUCCUACGCCUCCGAAGAAGACAGAAGAGACAGAAUAAGUCUUUGAGAGGAGAAAUUGGUGCACUGCUGGUGUCUGCAGUGACACUAGGGGCACAGCCCACCAUUAGAGCUGCAGCACGUUUCAGGGCUGCAGAGGCCUGCAAUUUACAUAGACCCCAACGGCCAGCAGAAGGAAAGGAAUGCCAGUCUUCAGUUCUACAUCCUGCCAGAAUUUAG